CCUGAAUAUAUGUCAAGCUGGUAUUUAUAUCACACAGAUAUUCAUAAGGUUGUCUUUAAAUGCAGGGUACCUGAUUCAUUAACGCACAUGUUUGAAUGUAAGUUGCAGUGGAGGUAAGGCAAGGAAAGCUUCUUCUGUAUGAAAUAGUUGGUGUAAGGCUCAAUUGGCCUUUAACUUAAUAACAGUAUGUAUUGUUAUUUAACCAUUAGGCUGAAGUUUGGCAAUAUGCUCUGCUCUUGGCCCUUGAGCAAGAAAGAUUACUACCAGGCAGAAGUUGUUUACAGCGUACAAGACCUGGGUGCCGCCAAACACGUGUUAAAUUAAAAGUCCAUCGCAAGCAGAAAAGAUACUCAAUAGACGUGUAGAGCAGGGUUGCAAAAAUCCUCACAUUUCCUCUUUUCCUUUUCAAGGUGGCUAGGGAGUAUUAAUACCACCUAAAUACCUGGGGGUUUCAAACUCGUAACAUCCUGUUGUGCGUGUCUUCCAUUCUUGACGAUCAUUCGCCAGGGAGGAUUCGUCAUCGGGGAGGUCGCAUACGUACCACCUUCGUUUCUACUAUCGACAAGAGCAAGCCUCUUGGACUCGGAGGUAGCGCAGCUACAUCUUCCGACCUUUCACUCUUGACUGGGCCACGGUCGUAUGUCUCCUCGGUCUUGUCUUUUUCCUUUUUUUGGGAGAGAAACUAAUAACGGCCAAGCACCACGCCAGAGAUCUAGGCCAGAGCAUGACUACAACCACGGUGACAGGCACUGGGCGACGAUCCUCCAUACGACAAUCAGAGUGGCAGGUAACAGCAAAGGCAUCUAGCUCGCAAUCGAUGACCGGCCCGGCCGACAAGUUCCCGUCAUUCAAUGGUGAGCCGUACCAUGCAGCCUCAGAACUAGGUGGUGCAUCUUUGAAUUCUGUUAAAUUCCCACCAAACGGCCACUGGGAAGGGAGAAAUGCCGGUGCUUCAUCCUGGGAACAUGCAAAUGGAUCAAUUAGAAAUCCAAAAACCAGAUCGAGGAAAAGCGUCAGCGACGCAUUUAGUACGAUCAGGCGGCGGAAUGCAAGCGUGAGUGCUAAUGCACAUGAGUUGGCACAAGCCCUCAGAGCGCCUCUCUCAUAUCGGCUGAUAGCCCUUUGUGUCGUUUGGUAUACGACCUCUGCGCUCACCAACACAUCGUCGAAAUCUAUCCUAAACGCCCUUCCGCGCCCAGUCACACUCACAAUAGUACAGUUUGCGUUCGUAUCACUGUGGUGUCUGGUCCUAUCCUAUCUUUCAACGGUAUUGCCUUCCUUAAGAAGAAACGUCCCAGCUCUUAAGAAUGGCAUAUUGUAUCCAUCCCGGGAUGUUCUCUUAACUGCCUUGCCACUGGCAAUAUUCCAGUUAGCUGGUCAUAUAUUGAGCUCCAUGGCUACGUCGCAGAUCCCAGUGUCUCUAGUCCACACGAUCAAAGGCCUUUCGCCUCUUUUCACGGUCUUGGCGUACCGAAUCUUUUUCCGCAUACGAUACGCGAGGGCAACAUACCUUUCUUUGAUUCCCCUGACUUUGGGUGUUAUGCUGGCUUGUUCAACCGGAUUUUCUACCGAUUUCUUUGGAAUACUGUGCGCAUUUUGUGCUACCUUGGUCUUUGUAUCACAAAACAUUUUCUCGAAGAGGCUCUUUAACGAAGCAUCACGCGCUGAGACAGAAGGGCCUACUCCUGGUCGACGAAAAUUGGACAAACUCAACCUUCUCUGCUAUUGUUCAGGGUUGGCCUUCAUCCUGACAUUACCAAUCUGGUUUGUCUGUGAAGGUCGGAGUCUAAUUUCAGAUUUCCUGCGCGAUGGUACUGUGUCUCUGUCAGGCAAGACAGGGGCAUUGGAUCACAGUGCUCUUCUCUCGGAGUUUGUAUUCAACGGAUUAUCCCAUUUCGCCCAAAACAUUCUGGCAUUCAUUCUGUUAUCUAUGAUAUCACCUGUUUCUUACUCGGUGGCUUCGCUGGUUAAACGUGUAUUUGUCAUCGCCGUCGCAAUCGUAUGGUUUGGGAGUCCGACGACUUCUAUCCAAGCACUCGGAAUCGCUCUUACUUUUAUUGGUCUCUACCUCUAUGAUCGCAAUAGCCACGAUGAUUUGGCUGAUCGAAGAGCGAAUGCAGACCAUUUCCGAUCGGGAGAAUCAGUUCUUCCUAUGAAUAACAGAACGCCAAACCGGCCAUGGGAUUCAAAUGGCUACGCCUUCCCUCCAGUGAAAAUCAUCGAGGAGCAUGAAUCCGAUGGCUCCAACUCCCUGGCAAAUAAUCAGAAGAAGGAAGACGACGGACUUGGACGGGUCCGACCGAGGGGGAACAGUGUAUCUCGCGCAUGGUUGCCACCUGGUACUAAGCAGGAGUCCACCUGGCAUCAGAGCGAUUCGCGCUCAUCGCCGUAAUGUUCAAUCAUUGUAUAAUAUUGCAGAAUCGCGGCGUUUUAGAAUGAAUCACUUCUCGACGAGUCGCUUAGUCACUGCAUGUCUUGACUAUUUCAAUCAUAUCAAGAAACACAUAAUUGUCCACCUUAUUGAACACACCUUUUUCCCUCAAUAAUAUACUAUGACCCAGGCGCACUGCGGGAAUGCUGCGAUCAUGAAAUUGACAAGGUGCCCCAACGAUCCGUGUCAGCAAUGCUGUAGUCCAAAGCCCCGACAUUCCAAACUAGUUACCAGCACCCAAUAAUGACGGAGCUAAUCCAAACGAUUGGCUGCAUUGAUUAUCUAGACUCAUUGUGUACAGCAUCAGGGAGAGAUAGGAUCAUAUACUAAACGAAUAUUUUCAAUCCUUCUUCAUGACGUUGAAUAUGCUGUUGGCUGGUGGCUACUGGUAUGCCCUCAGCGCUUGCAAGAAAACAUACGGAGACUAAAUUCCUGGAGAAGGUAGGUGAACCUUCAUCUCAUGAGAAUCAAUGUAAUUUUUCUAAGGAACUAGUUGAAAACAGUACCAUUCAUUUAGUUGGAAUAGCUCUGUAUGGCCUGUUUAGGAUAUCGAAUACUACGAGAGCAACUCACAGUGGCCGCAGCUCAAGGAUGAAUGAAAAUAGGAAAAUGUAGCCACCGUCAGUAAAGAACGUAGCCAUCAUCAAGCAACUUGUCACCAGGGACAGCACUCUAGGCAGCUCCAGCUCGGUGCAGUAAAGAGGUCUGCUCUCGGACCGUGUAGCAGAGGAGAAAGGGAUAGGAAGACUUCCCUGUCACCUACAAUAAUCACGCCCUUUGAAUGAGUACGUU
Monascus purpureus is the source of this 3223-nucleotide messenger RNA. The record is from the annotation of a GenBank genome assembly. NCBI's taxonomy places the organism in Eukaryota, Fungi, Ascomycota, Eurotiomycetes, Eurotiales, Aspergillaceae.